Molecule: messenger RNA, 707 nt
Organism: Gadus macrocephalus (Pacific cod)
Lineage: Eukaryota; Metazoa; Chordata; Actinopteri; Gadiformes; Gadidae
Product: neurobeachin-like protein 1
Exons: 3
Coding region: 1-393 (130 amino acids)
Source: RefSeq, a predicted model, not a curated record
AUGCACCAGGAGAACAGCGUUCGACUAAACCCGUCAGUCUGCUACCCCUGCCCUGUGACGUGCAAGGAGCAGAUCUGCGAUUGGUCUCACCUCAACAGCUCCCUGCCCCUCUCCAUCCUGCACCUGGCCGUCUCCUGGGAGAGACACCUGCUGGUGCACACCAGUCUGGAGGGCAAGGCCUCCCUCAAGGACAAGAACGCGCUACACCUGUACUCGGUCAACGGGAAGCACCUGGCCAGCGAGCCCCUCCAGGAGCAGGUGACGGACAUGAGCGUGUCCCAGGAGUACGGGGUUGUUGGGAACAGGAAGGCGAAUAUGAGCGCGAAUUUCACACUGGCGCAAAUUCGGUGGGCAGAUUACGGAAAUAUCAGUGAUCCCGUGAUUUUGAGCUAAGCGUCCGUGGUCAUCUCACGGAUUCCUGUGUCCUCCCCACAAUGCAGAUAAUCAACUCGGAUAAUGUUUACCCAAGACAUGUUUACACGAGUAAAAUAAUGCGUAAGGGGAUGCCUUCAACCUUGUGACCGGUUUACGGUUCACAUUUAGAUGAAACUGAGUAAAGGUUUUCUGUGGCUGUUGCUUGCCACAGAAAACAAAGCUCUUGAUGACGAAAGCCGCCCCCUCAUUGUUGACCACAAAGGCCCAGCCCUGACGAGGAAGUGUCUUCUCAUUCAAACGCUGCACCGGCUGACGGUGCAUCAAACCGGUAA